AUGAAGGUGUUUCUGUCUCUUCUGUUGGCUGCUGUCACUUGCAUGGAUUUGGGAUACUCCUUGCAGUGUUACACGUGCAGGGAUUUGACCUCAGUUGAGAAGUGCCAGACAAUUGAGAACUGCACAGAGGAGGAGAUCAUGUGCAAGACUACAAUGUAUUCCCUGGAGGAUGUUUAUCCGCCCACGGGAAUCUCGACUGUCACCAAGAUGUGUGCCUCCAGCUGCAUCCCCUCCGACGUGGAUAACAUUGGGAUGACACAUCCUGUCACCUGCUGUUACUCUGACCUGUGCAACUUUGAUGGAGCAGCAAGUUUGAGCACCAGCGUCGUGCCAGUUGGGAUCCUGGCCUGUUCCCUCUGUGCCUUUUUCUGGACUAGACUCUGAGGGGAUAAUUGGAGUAAUUUAUUCUGAAAAUUCCAUGAUGAAAAUACCACCCUCCCCAACAGCCCAGCUUUCCAUGUGGGUGCCUUAUGAACAACACUCAACAGCUCCCAAUUUUUUUUUUUUUUAAUAUCCACACUUUUCCCACAGCUAAGAGAGAAGCAAAACUCAGGAAGGCCCAACUCAUGUGUUUAAUUGGUUUUUCAACAGCUACCACGAAA
This is a messenger RNA of Cinclus cinclus, 602 nucleotides long. RefSeq names its product ly6/PLAUR domain-containing protein 2-like. Lineage: Eukaryota; Metazoa; Chordata; Aves; Passeriformes; Cinclidae. The transcript is spliced from 3 exons. Gene Ontology annotation, molecular function: acetylcholine receptor inhibitor activity. The record is from RefSeq and is a predicted model, not a curated record. The coding region runs from base 1 to 384 and encodes 127 amino acids.